Messenger RNA from Vigna angularis (adzuki bean), 2854 nucleotides. RefSeq lists its product as uncharacterized. Gene Ontology annotation, biological process: regulation of gene expression. Gene Ontology annotation, cellular component: peroxisome. The record is from RefSeq and is a predicted model, not a curated record. NCBI's taxonomy places the organism in Eukaryota, Viridiplantae, Streptophyta, Magnoliopsida, Fabales, Fabaceae. Bases 249 to 2111 code for a protein of 620 amino acids. Gene Ontology annotation, molecular function: RNA nuclease activity. The transcript is spliced from 3 exons.
UAACCUGCAAGAACCACUCCUCGAAGUCAAGUCCAUUCCCAUUGUUUUCCAACCACACUCUUUUCUUCUCUCCUUCUUCCCUAAGUAUUCCAAACUAAAAGGGCAAGCACGUCAAAUUACACGCCUUUCCUCCCCAUAAAUCCCCCAACCAGAUACAUUCUCUUCCACAAUGUAACUGGAGCGACAAGUUAAGGUUCACUUCACUUCAUCUAACUGUAGACUUAAAGGAAGGUUCCAGAACCAGUAAGAUGGGCGAAGGCGGAGCGGCGACGGCAGUUGCGGAGGCACAAUACUCGUUGGUCAAGACUUCGGUUUGGUGGGACAUAGAGAACUGUCAAGUGCCCAAAGUGUGCGAUCCCCACGCCAUCGCGCAGAAUAUAAGCUCCGCUCUCGUUCGGAUGAAUUAUUGCGGCCCUGUUUCCAUCUCUGCUUACGGUGACACCACUGGUAUCACUGCCUCCGUCCAACAUGCCCUCUCCAGCACCGGCAUCUCCCUCAACCAUGUCCCCGCCGGUGUUAAAGAUGCAAGUGACAAAAAGAUUCUUGUUGACAUGCUAUUCUGGGCUGUGGACAAUCCUGCACCUGCUAAUUACUUAUUAAUAUCUGGUGAUAGAGACUUUUCCAAUGCUCUUCAUCAGCUGCGGUUGAGGAGGUAUAAUAUUCUUCUUGCACAGCCUAAGAAAGCUUCUGCACCCCUAGUAGCAGCUGCCAAGAGUGUGUGGCUUUGGACUAGUCUCUUGGCUGGAGGACCUCCCCUUACGAAGGGUGAAUCACUACAACUUGGUAAUAAUGACAUCCAAUCCUCUUCUGACUCCGUACAAAGUCCAGUCCAUAAUGCCUUUCAGAUACCGCAGUAUCUGGAAUCCUAUUCAGAAGUUCAUACAGGAAAUCAGAAAUUUCCUGGUACAGCAAGGCAACUUGAUUCUAGACAUCAUGGGAAGACAAAUGGGAGAAAGUCAAAUAAAUCAAAUGGACCCAAGGUCAAGAAUCCAGCUCCAGUUGGACUUCAAGAAAAUGAUGGCAAUAUAAAUUCUCCUCCACCUGGCAAUUAUACCCAUAAUGUUCCCCCAAGUGGUUCUACACCAAAUUUUACUCUUGGCAUUCCUGAUCAAAUGCGGGUCAAUAAUGGUAAUCUACAAGACAAUCAUCAAAAUCCACAUUCACAACCAUUAAGAUCAAAUAUUUUUCCUUUGGAGCCUCCUUUUUCACCAAGCAAUUCAUUUUCUCUAAAUUCCAUAAGUUUUGGAACUUCAGUAGUGCCGGCUUGGACUGGUGGGCCCAGCUUCUCUGCAGCACCACUUACGAAGGUACCAGAUACUGGUAAUAUUUCUGGAUAUCUUAGUAAUGCUCACGAUCCGCAUCCUGUUAAUCAAUUGAACGGGGACUUGGAACGGAGUUCUUGCAGUAAUUCUCCAAAUCCUGUUAAAUCUAUUGAUGAAGCAGAUGGGCACAUGAUACAGAACGCACGAAAUUUGUAUAAUGGCUAUGCACAUGGGCCAGAACACCGAACUUCAUCAUCAGCAACCGUGGGUAAUAAUAAUCUUCCAGGUAAUGGUAUGUGGGGAUCGCCAGAAUCUCCUAAAUCUUCUGAGCACGUCCAAGAUCUUAUAGGGGUUGUUUUACUUGCCUUGAACAUACUGCAAACUGAAAAAAUUAAGCCAACUGAGUCAAAUAUAACAGAUUGUAUUCGAUUUGGAGAUCCCAAGCAUCACAAUACAGAUGUCAAGAAGGCUUUGGAGAUUGCUGUUGAGCAGCAGAUGGUAGCGAAGCAAAAUGUUGGUGCUUUGGAGUUGUUUGUUGAUAAGAAUGAUCAAGUUUGGAAGUCUGUAUGCACUCUGGGUGGUAAUCCUAAGAAGCACUCAAAAAAGACAUGGAACAAAAUAAAAAAAUUUCUAGCUACUUCUCGUGGAAGAUUGGCAAUAAUGAAUACUCAGUGCAAGUACGAAGCAGGUAUUGUGAUUAAGAAUAUGUGCUUGAAAGAUCAUGCUUUGGGUGAUGUCCUACAGAUUUUGAGUUUAGCGAUUUCCUAUAAAAAAUGGAUUGUGCAUCAACAAUUGGGCUGGCAACCAGUUAACAUCACCUUGCAUAGAAAUGUGAUUCAGAGGUCAUAGCAUGCAAAUAACUCCAAAAGGCAUGUCAGCAAAAUGAAAAGUUACUAAAUAUAUUAGCAGCCAGUUUGAUUAGGACAUCAGAAGUUAUCUGGAUAAACCUCUCUUUCUACUGCUAAACAAAGGUAGUUAGUAAUAAAGAGCUGUGGUAUACAAGUACCUUGAAUGCUAUAGCUAACAGAUAUGAUUACUGAUAAGGUUCUUCCGUUCUGUUGAAGGGGCAAAGGAAAUUACCUUUUGGACAAGAAAUGAAACCUGAAACUUUAAACAUACAAACCAUAAAGUCUCUUCUGGUUGCUGCUGAGGUUACAAAUUCUCAGCCACUGGUUUCUUAUACAUCGCAGUGGAUCUAUCUGGUAACGAAUAUGCCCGCCUCAAAACUUUGGCUUCUACUUAUGAACAAAUCACUACAUGGAGUUUUUGAAAAUGAUCGAUGAUCGUGGAACCAAAAUGCUUUCAAUAUCACUUGCGCAAAUGGUGCUUGUAGAGUUGUGAUUUUUAAUGUUCAUGCUUUACUUGGAUUUGGCUUUUGGCAUAUUUCUCAAAUCAUAACUGGGAAUUUGGGCCAUUCAGUUGGGAUAGGUGUAUGCUCCUUCUGCCUUUCAUUUGUGUGUAAACACAGUAUACCAUAUCGUUGAUGAAGCCUAAUUAUUAUAAACUUUUUUUCUUUUAAGUUAGUCCUGAUAUUGGCAUCAAAAUCCCAUUAAGUUUGUCUAGUCCAAUACAAUAUUGUUGUGUUUCCAAUA